This is a messenger RNA of Pteropus alecto (black flying fox), 2588 nucleotides long. It is a transcript of the gene MAD1L1, whose product is annotated as mitotic arrest deficient 1 like 1. Gene Ontology annotation, cellular component: kinetochore; nuclear envelope; mitotic spindle. The record is from RefSeq and is a predicted model, not a curated record. The coding region runs from base 309 to 2459 and encodes 716 amino acids. The transcript is spliced from 18 exons. NCBI's taxonomy places the organism in Eukaryota, Metazoa, Chordata, Mammalia, Chiroptera, Pteropodidae. Gene Ontology annotation, biological process: attachment of mitotic spindle microtubules to kinetochore; mitotic spindle assembly checkpoint signaling.
GCUGGGAGAAAGCACGGCCUGUGGCGACCUCCGCCGCCGGCGCGGCGGUGCCCCUGGCCGCGCGUGCUGUCGGGCUGGUGACCCCCUGUAACUUGUUGAGGUUUCCGUACUCGUCCUGUUGCAGGGGACGAGAAGGGCAGUCGAGCGGCGGUGCGCUUUGGACUCCCAGCCCCGGGCUCUGCUGAGGGCAGUUCAGAGGCACAGCGAGCUUGCUGCGAGCUUCGUCUCUUGGAUGGAGUUUGAGCUGCCGCCUUGUUGCGUGCCUUCCGGAGCUUGGUGCCGGGCAGUUGAAAACAAGGGACGUGGCCAUGGAAGACCUGGGGGAAAACACCACUGUCCUGUCCUCCCUGAGAUCUUUGAACAACUUCAUUUCUCAGCGAGUGGAGGGAGGAAUUGGACUGGAUGUUUCUACCUCUGCCCAGGGUUCUCUGCAGAUGCAGUACCAGCAGAGCAUGCAGUUGGAAGAACGAGCAGAGCAGAUCCGUUCGAAGUCUCACGUCAUCCAGGUGGAGCGAGAGAAAAUGCAGAUGGAGCUGAGUCACAAGAGGGCUCGAGUGGAGCUGGAGCGAGCAGCCAGCACCAGUGCCAGGAGCUAUGAGCGCGAGGUGGACCGCAACCAGGAGCUUCUGGCACGCAUUCGGCAGCUUCAAGAGCGGGAGGCGGAGGCAGAGGAGAAGAUGAAGGAGCAGCUGGAGCACAGCAGGCUGUGUAAGCAGAGCCUGGACGUGGCCAGCAGGAAGCUGCGAGAGAAGGAGGACGGCCUGGCCGAGGCGGGCGAGACCAUCAGCGAGUUAAAGGGCAGGAUCUCAGAACUGCAGUGGAGUGUGAUGAGCCAGGAGAUGCAAGUGAAGGACCUGGAGUCUGAGAAGCAGGAGCUGCAGGAGCAGCUGGGCUUGCAGCGCAGAAAAUGGCAAGAAGCUAAUCAGAAGAUUCAGGAGCUUCAGGCCAGCCAAGAAGCGAGGGCAGACCAGGAGCAGAAGGUCAAGGAUUUGGAGCAGAAGCUGUCCCUGCAGGAGCAGGAUGCUGUGAUUGUGAGGAGCAUGAAGUCUGAGCUGGUGCGGUUGCCCAAGGUGGAGCAGGAGCUGAAGCAGCUGAGGGAGGAGAACGCCUACCUGCGGGAGAUGCGCGAGACCAACGGGCUGCUCAGGGAAGAAGUGGAGGGGCUUCAGCGGAAGCUGGGGCGUCAGGAGAAGAUGCAGGAGAAUUUGGUUGACCUGGAGCUGGAGAAGGAGAGGCUGCUGGCGAAGCUGCAAAGCUGGGAGAGACUGGACCAGACCACAGGCUUGAGCAUCAGGACCCCGGAAGACCUGUCCAGGUUCGUCGUUGAGCUGCAGCAGCGAGAACUAGUCCUGAAGGACAGGAACAGCUCCAUCACCAGCAGUGCCCGGGAGCUGGACAAGGUGAGGCAGCAGCUCCAGGAGGAGGUGCGCCAGGUCAGCGCCCAGCUGCUGGAGGAGAGGAAGAAGCGUGAGACACACGAGGCCCUGGCCCGGAGGCUGCAGAAGCGCGUCCUGCUGCUGACGAAGGAGCGGGACGGCAUGCGCGCCAUCCUGGGGUCCUACGACAGCGAGCUGACCCCAGCCGAGUACUCGCCCCAGCUCACCCGGCGCAUGCGCGAGGCUGAGGACCUGGUGCAGAAGGUGCACGCCCACAGCUCGGAGAUGGAGGCUCAGCUGUCGCAGGCGCUGGAGGAGCUGGGAGUCCAGAAGCAGAGAGCAGACAUGCUGGAGAUGGAGCUGAGGAUGCUGCAGUGCCAGGCGGGCCCCGCCGAGCAGAGCGUCCUGUUGUCCAGGGAGGAGGUGAACUCGCUCCGGCUGAAGAUUGAGGAGCUGGAGGGGGAGCGGUGUCGCCUGGAGGAAGAUAAGCAGCAGCUGGAGACGCAGCUGCAGCAGCUCAGCCUGGUGGGCGACUACGACCAGGGCAGAACCAAAGUGCUGCACAUGACGGUGAACCCGGCCAGCGAGGCCCAGCAGCGCCUCCGCCAGGACCACGCCCGGCUGUGGGAAGAGUGCGAGCGGCUGCGGAAGCUGGUGGGCGCCCUGGAGCGCGGCGGCCCGGUCCCCGCCGAACUGCAGGCCUCGGGGCUGCCGUCGUCCGAGGAGGUGACAGAGCUGAAGAAGCAGGUGGAGAGCGCGGAGCUGAAAAACCAGCGGCUCAAGGAGGUUUUCCAGACCAAGAUCCAGGAGUUCCGGAAGGCCUGCUACACGCUCACGGGCUACCAGGUGGACAUCACCAGGGAGGGCCAGUACCGGCUGACGUCCAUGUACGCCGAGCACAAGGACGACUGCCUCGUCUUCAAGGCCGCGGGACCGUCGGGCGCCACCAUGCAGCUGCUGGAGACGGCCUUCUCACGCUCGGUGCCCGAGCUCGUCCAGCUGCACCUGCUGGCCCAAGACAGCAUCCCUGCCUUCCUCAGCGCCCUGACCCUCGACCUCUUCAGCCGCCAGACCGUGGCCUAGCCCGCGGCCCCCCCGUGGCCCCACCCUCGGCAGCCAUCCCAGCCCCGCCCACCCGCUGCCCAGAAAGGCAGCAGCAUCAGGAAGGGAUGGGGACCCGUGGUCCCCUCUGCCAGCCGGGGCUGAGCCCCA